This is a messenger RNA of Serinus canaria (Common canary), 636 nucleotides long. RefSeq names its product thioredoxin 2 (gene TXN2). The transcript has 4 exons. The record is from RefSeq and is a predicted model, not a curated record. Bases 179 to 604 code for a protein of 141 amino acids. NCBI's taxonomy places the organism in Eukaryota, Metazoa, Chordata, Aves, Passeriformes, Fringillidae. Gene Ontology annotation, biological process: cell redox homeostasis. Gene Ontology annotation, molecular function: protein-disulfide reductase activity. Gene Ontology annotation, cellular component: mitochondrion.
CGGCGGGUGGACUGGGGCUCUCCCGGCCGUGCCCUUCUGCCCUGGGGCUCAGGGAGCAACGGGGCGCUGUCUGGGGCUGUUCUCCCCUGUGGGUUGGGGACCGGGGGCGCUGUGCCACCCUUUGGGACACAUCAGCUGAAGGAGCCCCGCGGUGUCGGAGCAGGCCUGGCUCUGCCCUAUGGCCCAGAGGCUGGCGCUCCAGCGGCUGCUGGCGCUCCCCACGCGGGGGCCCCUGGCAUCCCACGGCAGGGCCUUUGGCACCUCAGCCGGCCGCAGGAGCACUUUCAACGUGCAGGAUGGCAGCGACUUCCAGAACCGGGUGGUGAACAGCCCCAAGCCCGUAGUGGUGGACUUCCACGCACAGUGGUGUGGUCCCUGCAAGAUCCUAGGCCCCAGGUUGGAGAAGCUGGUGGCCAAGCAGGAGGGGAAGGUGCUGAUGGCCAAGGUGGACAUUGACGAUCACACAGAUCUUGCUAUCGAGUACGAGGUAUCAGCAGUGCCAACUGUGCUGGCUAUGAAGAACGGAGACGUUGUGGAUAAAUUUGUGGGCAUAAAGGACGAGGAUCAGCUGGAGGCAUUCCUCAAGAAACUCAUUGGAGCCUGAAGUAAAAGGGUGGCUGUACCUCUGCCUCUGGA